This is a messenger RNA of Diachasma alloeum, 2982 nucleotides long. It is a transcript of the gene Sf3a1, whose product is annotated as splicing factor 3A subunit 1. The transcript is spliced from 5 exons. Gene Ontology annotation, molecular function: protein binding; RNA binding. The record is from RefSeq and is a predicted model, not a curated record. Bases 135 to 2417 code for a protein of 760 amino acids. Gene Ontology annotation, biological process: mRNA cis splicing, via spliceosome; regulation of alternative mRNA splicing, via spliceosome. NCBI's taxonomy places the organism in Eukaryota, Metazoa, Arthropoda, Insecta, Hymenoptera, Braconidae. Gene Ontology annotation, cellular component: U2 snRNP; U2-type prespliceosome; catalytic step 2 spliceosome.
UGAGUCCACGAGCUCGAGAGUUUCAUUUCCGUGGAUUUGUCGGGACCCGUUGGACAUUUUCGAAAGUCCUGCGAUCGUUUUCGAUGACAAAAUGUGGUGAAGUGGUGAUUAAUUGGUUCAAUUGAAGAGUGAAAAUGCCAGGACAGGAUUCUGUUGUCGUUCCACCGCCUCCCAUUGAGGGGGAGGAGGUCGCGCCGUCGUCACAGCCCAUUGUCGGCAUCAUCUACCCUCCUCCGGAGGUUAGGAAUAUCGUCGACAAAACUGCGAGCUUUGUCGCCAGGAAUGGUCCAGAGUUUGAGUCGAGGAUUCGCCAGAACGAAACGGGAAACGCCAAGUUCAAUUUCUUGAAUUUCGGGGAUCCGUAUCAUGCUUACUAUCAGCACAAAGUCAAGGAGUUCACGGAGGGAAGGGGACAGGAGCCAUCGGUGGGGACAGUGGGUACAGUCAGGGGAGUCACCCUGAGCGCCCACCAGAAGCAGCAGGAGAUCCUCAAGCAGGUGGAACAGCCUUUUGUACCGAAGGAUCCACCAGCUGAGUUUGAGUUCAUUGCUGAUCCGCCUUCAAUAUCAGCAUUGGAUUUAGACAUCGUGAAACUCACCGCGCAGUUCGUCGCCCGAAACGGUCGUCAGUUCCUCACGAACCUGAUGAACCGCGAGCAAAGAAACUUCCAAUUCGAUUUCCUGCGGCCCCAGCACUCGCUCUUUCAGUACUUCACCAAGCUCCUGGAGCAGUACACAAAGGUCCUGAUCCCCCCGAAGGACCUCCUCCCCCGCCUCCGGGAGGAGUCCACCUCGAUGGACAGCAUCCUGGACCAGGUGAAAUACCGAUCGGAAUGGCUGAAGUACCAGGAGGCCCAGCGUCGCAAGGAGGAGGAAGAGCUUGAGCGCGAGCGUGUGGCCUACGCCCAGAUAGACUGGCACGACUUCGUGGUGGUGGAGACCGUGGACUACCAGCAGUUCGAGGUCGGCAAUUUCCCGGCUCCAACGACCCCAGACGAAGUGGGGGCGCGUGUGCUGAUGCAGGAGAGGAUCGAGGAUGGAGACGACGUGGAGAUGCAGAUCGAGUCUGAUGGGGACGACGAGAUGCCUCAGAGGACGGAAAAUGAUAGAGAUCGAUCUGCGAAGGAUAACAAUCAGGUCCAGGACAUGGAGGAGGACUCGAGUGAUGAAGAGACCCCAAGUGAGCCCCCCAACGCCCCUGGGAACCGAGGAACCAUGCAGCCCCCACCGCUGCCCCCAGCCCCAGGGAACGUGAUCAUUCGUAAGGGCUACGAUCCCAAGCAGCACAGUCAGAAGGCGAGACCAAUCCCCUCGGACGUCAUCCUGGUGUCACCUCUGACUGGAGAGAUCCUGGGGAAGAAGGUGGAGGAGCACAUGCACAUUGGUCUGCUGGACUCCCGCUGGGUCGAGCAGAGGGACAAGCACCAGGAGAAGGUGGACCAGGAGUCGGUUUACGCCUCUGGAGCUGCUGUCAACGCCUCAUUGAAGCACUUGGCUGAGAGACGUACUGACAUUUUCGGUAUUGGGGACGAGGAGACGGCGAUCGGUAAGAAAAUCGGGGAGGAGGACACCAGGAAGGACGAUAAAGUCACUUGGGAUGGACACACGUCGAGUGUUGAGGCUGCUACUAGGGCUGCUAGAGCCAAUAUCACGUUGGAGGAGCAAAUUCAUCAGAUUCACAAGGUAAAGGGUCUCCUCCCCGACGAGGAGAAGGAGAAAAUCGGUCCAAAACCGGUGACAAGUCGAGCUGCAGAGUUGAAUCACAUGGCAGCAGUUGCCUCGAAGCCCCAGGCAACCCUGAAGGCCCCACCAAAGCCCCCAGUGCCGAAGCCCAUUCAAGUCCCUCAGCAGCCACCACCACCCACGAUGACAAUGCACAUGGGAAUGCCCCAGGCCCCGAUGAUGCCCCCCCAGCCCCCCAUGAUGAUGAUGGCGCCGAUGCCACCGAUCAGACCUCCACCCCUGAUGACCCCUUCAAUGUCCCCAUUCAUGCCAGCGCCACCGGUCAUGCAGCCACCGAUUCCUCAGCAAAUGGGGCUCAAGCACCCCAUGGAGAGUGUCCCCGAGGAGGAGUCGCCGGCGAAAAAAGCGAAGAGCGAGGACUCUCUCAUCCCCGAGGCGCAGUUCCUCGCUAGGCACAAGGGACCUGUCCAGCUGAGUGUUGUCGUUCCUCUGAUGACUGAUAAACCAGACUGGAAGCUCAAUGGACAGACCCUCAGCAUCACUCUCCAGCCGAAUGACACUGUGGCGACUCUGAAGGCCAGCAUUUGCGAGAUGAUUGGGAUGCCGCCUGGCAAGCAGAAGAUCCAGACUGAGGGCAUCUUCUGCAAGGAUCUCAAUUCCUUGGGGUACUAUAAUCUCAGCAGUGGGAGUGUCGUCAAUCUCUUGCCCAAGGAGAGGGGUGGCAGGAAGAAGUAAAAGGGAUGAAUUAUUUUUGGGAAUUGAGGGGUUCUAAUCGACUGUAGAAAAAAAGAAAAUACAAAUUAAAAGCUUCAGGUAUUCAAUCGUCUUGGUGACAGUAAUUUCAAAGCAGACUUGGCAAGUAUUUACACUGGAGAGGAGGUUAUUAAGUUGAUAAAAUGUUUAAUGAACAGAAUUGCGAAUGUGAAUUGUGAGAAAAUUAAAGAUGAAUUGAGGGAAUCGUCUUGACACAAUUAAUUCUCUAAUCAGACUGGGGAAUUAUUGUAAUCGCACUUUAUUAACUUGAUAAAAGAUUUAAUUUAAAAAAUUGCGAUAAAAAAAUUAAUGAAAGAAGUAUUGGGGGAAAUCAACUUAUUCUCAGCAACUUGGACUCGUUUGAUUUUGAGCAGAAAAUAUCUUGAGGAAUUUUUUGGUUCAUGAUUUCGUGUAUUAGUCAUUGGUUACUCAAGAUUUUUGUAUAAAAAUCAUUGGAAAUUCAGUGAUUUUUCAGUGGAUUCGAAUUAAUUUUGUGCGAAUGUAUGGAGUGAGCUGCUUUUGAGGAAUAAAUUUCGAUUUUAUGGAA